Cydia fagiglandana is the source of this 2282-nucleotide messenger RNA. RefSeq lists its product as uncharacterized. The coding region runs from base 1 to 1893 and encodes 630 amino acids. The record is from RefSeq and is a predicted model, not a curated record. Lineage: Eukaryota; Metazoa; Arthropoda; Insecta; Lepidoptera; Tortricidae. The transcript is spliced from 3 exons.
AUGGAACCGAGCACAGCUUCAGCCCAGUGCGGCAAUACGAUCACAGUAACAAUAAAGGUAAACACUGAUGGACAGCCUACAAGAACAGCACAAUGGACAAGGAAGCAGCCACAUACCCGCCAUCGACCCCAACCGCCAACCCCGCCAGUACAGCGUAUUCAGCAAUACCACCAAGCCAACACGUCAAGGAAGAAUAAUAAAGGGCGAGCCACGCGCCACAUCCAAGCGACCAUAACCACCAAUAAUACUACAAUAGAAGACCAGGAUGAAGACUGGACAAAGAUACAACUGCGAGCGAUAUUCCAAAUUCUACGACGACGACACGACGACGAUAUUGGGCACGGGAGGGGCCCAUACCCGAACACAAAGUACGAGGUGCGGGUGAGCACUAUACACGAGGACACGACAGAAGACUUGGCUGUGGUCUGCGUCUGUAUUCGUGCGCACGAAGCGCAGAGCGGCAUGCGCUUUGUUUUUUUUUAUUUCCAGAUAAAGCAACAUGAGAAUACUAAUACACACAAAAAAAGAAUGGAAAUUAAAAAAACAUCUGGGCUCUUAAGUAAAUUCCUGACAACUCCAUCUACAUCUAACACUGCAUGUCUCAACAAUAACACUGAGAAUGUUUCAGCGGCUGAGCUUGCCUUGACAUAUCAUGCUAUAAAACAUAAUCUUUCAUACAACAGUAUGGAUUGUCUAGUGAAAUUAAAUAAAAUUAUCUACGUUGACUCAAGCACAGCCACCAGCAUACGGUUAGGCCGAACAAAAAUGGAAGCUUUAGUGACUGAGGUGUUGGGGCCAUAUUCUCUUCAGGGUGUUGUGGAUGAUUUAAAAAAUGAAAACCAGUACUUCAGCCUUCAAACAGAUGCCUCUAAUAAAAAAAAUAUUAAGCUUUUUCCACUUGUUGUGCAAUAUUUUUCUGCAAAGAAUGGUCUUCAAACUAAGUUGCUGGAUUUCUAUGAAAAUAGUAAUGAAAGUGCAGAUGGCAUGUUUAGUUCUAUAAAGGAGUCAUUAGAAAACCUGGAUUUGACUUUUGAGAAUGUUUCUGGAUUUAGUGCUGAUAACACAAAUGCAAACUUUGGUGCUCGACAUUCUUUAUUUACUAAUAUUAGAGAGGAGGUCCCUGAUGUAUUAAAAGGCAAUUGCCAUGCACAUAUUAUUCACAACUGUGUAAAGCGUGCCAUGGAUUUCCUGUCUUAUGAUAUAGAAAACGUGAUUUUAAAAAUCUACAGUCACUUUGCUCAUUCAGCAGUUAGGAGAGAAGACUUAAAAAAAUUUGUUGAAGCUGCUGAUGGUAAUUUCCACGAACUGAAACGCCAUGUAGGAACACGCUGGCUUUCACUCUUGCCUUGUGUGGAUACAGUUCUAAAAAACUGGGCACCAAUAAGGAAUUAUUUUAUUAGUCUAGGUGAAGAUUGCCCAAUAAUAAUGCAAAAUUUAUUAUUAUUGAAUGAAGAUAAAGAUUUAAUAGAAGUGUAUUUAAAUUUCUGUAGCCAUGUAUUAAAUGUAUUUUGUAAAACUGUGAAGAGCUUAGAGGGUGAUUCUAUCACAGUAUUGGAUGUUUUUAACAUAAUGACAAAUAUAAAAAAAGAUUUACUGAAAAGAAAAGAAGAUAAAUUUUAUGGGUUUAUAACAAUGCAGAAAAUAGAAUUACUUGAGCAAUCUUCACAGGGCCUAAAAAAUAAAAUUUUAAAAAACUUCGAUCUAUUUAUAGAAAAAGCUGUAAGUUACCUAGAAAAAUGGUUCAACUUUAAACCUGAUAACUGGCUAGCUAUUAUAAGUCAUUUUGACUUAAAUUCUGCAUUAUCAUUUCAAGAGAUCUUAAAAAUUACUGAAAUGUUGAAUAUGCAAUCUAAAUUGGAUAUAGAUUUACACAGAAGUAAACCUUCUAAAUGAUGUGAGGGAAAAGAUAUACAACAGCAGUUUUAAAGAAUCCUGCACAGCUAAAAAAUGGGAAUCAAUAUUUUCCCAGGAAACCUUGUUUCCCAAUAUAUUUAAAGUGAUCUCACGUUUACUGUCCGUUCCCGCCACUUCAGCAUUUACAGAAAGGGUGUUUUCCGUAAUGAAUGCGAAGUGGCGGGACGACAGAAACAAAGCUUCAAUGAAGCUGAUUCGAAACGAAUUAUUAGUGUACCUAAACCUCUGUUUACCCUGUUUAGACGCAAUAAAUAUUUUUAAAACUGAUAAAAAAUUGUUAGACAGCGCCAAGUCGAACAAAAAGUAUGUAUUUAAAAAAAUAAAAUAAAAUACUUUAUUUUUAUGGUGUGUACUUUUUAUUUUUUGAA